Bipolaris victoriae FI3 is the source of this 855-nucleotide messenger RNA. RefSeq lists its product as hypothetical. NCBI's taxonomy places the organism in Eukaryota, Fungi, Ascomycota, Dothideomycetes, Pleosporales, Pleosporaceae. The coding region runs from base 1 to 855 and encodes 284 amino acids. The transcript has 2 exons. The record is from RefSeq and is a predicted model, not a curated record.
AUGUCGACCGCAAUCGAACAGCUCGGCGCAAAGAUUUAUCUUAUCCACACACCACAACUGCAUCGACCAUUCCUGACCACUGUGCCCUUUAUUGCCGGCGACUUUGUGUCAUGGGGAUACCGGGUCGACCAGCAUGCAUCAAACUCUCCGUACAUUGCUGAAAUACGCGCGCGCGAGAAGAAGCAGCAUGCAAACCGCAAAGGACGAGACGUGAGCCAGAGGACCAAAUUGAUGGAAAUAUGGGCACAUGAAAUCAUCGAAAGAAAGAAGACAGAAAGAGAGGCGAGAAGACAAAAUUCAAGACGAGGAGAAGGAGAAACAACAACAACAACAACGGAUCUGGAAACGAGCAGCCCAUGCAUGCACACAGAUCCCCGGAUGAAGAAAACAGGAGACUUUGUCCAAGACUUCCUCGGCGGCAUCGUCGAAGUCGGGAACGAAGAUAACCAGGACAUACCACCUUUGAAGAAAACACCAGAGAUACAACCCGAGACAUUGCGAAUCCGCGACCACAUCCGCUACCUAUACGCCAUCCGGUACGUACCCAACGCACCCUUACCGGACUGGGCGCAUCCCACCGUCACCUACGCCGACAUGGUGGUGCUCGAGUACCGGCCACAAAAGACCGACAUGCACGACCAGUUUCUGCGUGCGCUGGGCAAAGCGAUAGGCAAAGACGAAGGGAGAAUGGGCAAAGUGGAAACGUGCAUCAAGACGGGGGCGAUGCGAGUGUCGCUGUGGAUGGAUGUUGGGGAUGUGAUUGGGGAGUGGGCGAUGAGCAGACAGGGAGAUGUCGAAGAUAGAGAUCCCGUGCCCAAGUACGAGAGGGGAGAAGGGCCACCGGCGUAUAUUUAG